GAGGUCAAGAAACAACUCAAGGACCUCAGCCUAAAAGUACAGACAACUGUUCAACCCGUGUUCUUUAGCCGUAAAGUCAACCAAGACCUAAAAGUAGGAAAGAAAAAGCCACAGACAGUAAACCAACAACUGGCUGUUUAUCGUUUUCAAUGUGACUUGUGUGAUGCAGGUUAUGUGGGCUAUUCGCGCGGACACUUAAACGUACGUAAACAACGGUUAUUUUCUCUAUAUAAACAAUUCCAGGACAAACAUAGCCAGGUCCCUGAAGACCCAAUGAGGCCCUUCGAUGUUCUAAAGAAAUGUAAAAAUAAAUUCGAUUGCCUGGUGCACGAGAUCCUAUUCAUCAGAGAACUAAAAGCCAACUCCGAACGUGCAAUCCGACUCUAUCCGUGUUAA
Molecule: messenger RNA, 396 nt
Organism: Pocillopora meandrina
Lineage: Eukaryota; Metazoa; Cnidaria; Anthozoa; Scleractinia; Pocilloporidae
Source: the annotation of a GenBank genome assembly